UACCCCCAAAACGGGAGAAAAUGAGAAACAAGUCCACUAAUGUUAUGAAAGGUCCUUGGGUCUAAAAAUUUGCUGUUGCUGGAUUUGUUACUCGUGCGUCACGUCCAGACGAAGCCGUGCUGAUGGAUGAAACUACGUCGUAUCCUCCUAUUGAACCAUCCAACUUCGACCUUAUAGUGGUUGGCACCGGCCUGCCGGAGUCCAUACUUGCCGCCGCUGCCUCCGCCGCCGGAAAAUCAGUCCUUCACCUUGACCCUAACCCCUCAUACGGUAGCCACUAUGCAUCGCUUCCUCUUCAGGAAUUCACUUCGUACAUCGAAUCCCAAUCAUCUCAAUCAUCCUCCAAUCUCCCAAUUCCACAAUCCGACAUGGAUUCGGGUUAUACUCAGGUCUUUCUCACUACCCGGCCGCUCUACUCCUCCGUUGAAAUCACCUCUUACUCCUCGGAACCCUUGGAACAAUCUCGAAAGUUCAACAUUGAUUUGAGUGGGCCCAGGGUUUUGCUAUGUGCAGAUGCUAUGAUUGAUCUAAUUUUGAAGUCUGAGGUGAAUCAGUACAUGGAAUUCAAGAGCAUAGAUGGGAGUUUUAUCAGUGAUGAAGAGGGAAAUUUGGAGAAUGUACCUGACUCGCGUAGCGCAAUAUUCAAGGAUCGGAAACUAAGCUUUAUGGAGAAGAAUCAGCUGAUGAGAUUCUUCAAGCUGGUACAAGGGCAUCUUGAAGCUGCAUCUGCUGCUGAUGGUGGGGAGAGUAACGAAAGUAAGGGCAUCUCAGAGCAGGAUUUAGAGAGUCCGUUUGUGGAGUUUUUAAGCAAAAUGGGGCUCUCUCCAAAGCUAAAAUCGAUUGUUCUAUAUGCAAUAGCAAUGGCAGAUUAUGAUCAAGAGAAUGGAGAUGUUUGCAAAAGUGUUCUUAAGACAAAAUAUGGUAUUGAUCAAUUGGCCCUUUAUCACUCAUCCGUUGGCAGGUUUCCUAAUGCACCUGGUGCUAUGAUUUACCCCAUCUAUGGUCAAGGGGAACUUCCGCAGGCCUUUUGUCGUCGUGCUGCAGUCAAAGGAUGCAUUUAUGUUCUUCGGAUGCCUGUUAAUUCUCUCCUUAUGGACAAGGCUAGUGGGAGUUACAAGGGUGUUUGCUUGGCUUCUGAACAAGAGCUGUUCAGCCAUAAGCUUAUAUUAGCUCCAUCUUUUGUGGUUCAACCACCACCCCCUCAUUCCUCCCCUGAUGCUCAUGAUUUUGGCUCGCGAAAUACAACUGAUAAGAUGGCGAGGAGUAUAUGCAUCUCAAAGCACUCUUUGAAAUUGGAUGUAGCCAAUUGUCUGGCAUUUUUUCCUCCUAGAUCUCUCUUCCCUGAGCAGGUCACAGCAAUUCAUGUGCUUCAAUUGAGUAGCAAUGUUGCUGUUUGCCCCUCCGGAAUGUUUUUGACUUAUCUUUCAGCUAUAUGUGAGGAUGAUGUUCAGGGCAAGAAGCUAUUACAUGCAGCCAUCAAUGUGCUGUUUCACAUUCCCGUUUCUGGAAGUUCUGGCAAUAAUAAUUUUGCAGAGGACCAAAGUGAAACAGGGGAUGCAAAGCCUGCUUUACUUUGGAGUGUCUUGUAUACUCAGGAACUUGCUAAGUUUCAGGAUGUACUAGAUAACAUCAUUUGUACCCCCAUGCCAGACGGGAGUCCAUAUUACCAUGAUCUUCUGGGUGAAACAGAAAAGAUAUUUCAAGAGCUGUAUUCUGGUGAAGAAUUCUUUCCCAAAUCAACCUCAUCGGAGGAGGGUGCUGCCCAAGAGCUCGAGGAUUAGACAUCAAUAUUGAUGCUGCUGGAUAUGUUUUCAUUUUAAAUGAUGGAGGGUGGCAGGAUAUUACAGUUUGCAUUGACAAUGACAACAACUCGCACGCAGAGUAAUCGCACAUGUGGGGUGAGAGGGUAGGAUGUGCCCCGCACUGACAAUGGCGACGAUCAUAUAGUUGAAGUGGUUUCGGUCCCUACAUACCAAUGUUAGUGUUUUAUUCGAAAUACUUUGUUGCUGUAAGAGUAAUAUCGAUAGUGUUCGAGUUUCUUCGGCCUACAAUUAACUGGAUUGAAUGUAGAGGUUUGACAUGAGGCUUGAACUGCUAAAGGUGUUGUCUACUUUUGCAAUUA
Messenger RNA from Solanum dulcamara, 2122 nucleotides. Its product is annotated as rab escort protein 1. Gene Ontology annotation, biological process: protein geranylgeranylation; intracellular protein transport; vesicle-mediated transport. Bases 123 to 1781 code for a protein of 552 amino acids. Gene Ontology annotation, molecular function: GDP-dissociation inhibitor activity. Gene Ontology annotation, cellular component: cytosol; cytoplasm; nucleus. The record is from RefSeq and is a predicted model, not a curated record. NCBI's taxonomy places the organism in Eukaryota, Viridiplantae, Streptophyta, Magnoliopsida, Solanales, Solanaceae. The transcript has 9 exons.